CAUUGUCAGCAAGCAGCAAAGUGGACGACAGUACAGAGGAAAACAGACUGAUAGUGAACGAGGAGGCAGGACUGAGGGAGUUAUGGCCGGUGUUGCCUUCAGGACACAUUCAAGCUCUUUCGCUCUAGGAGCACAGCUGACCACUUCAUCGUCCACCCUUCCCUUUUCCUUACACUGUGCUCCCUCCUCUUCCUCUCUGAGACCAUGGAGGAAGCUGCCAACAUCACAGAAACCCCACCAGCUGUACCAGUUCUCUUGGAGCGACAAGUUCGCCAGCAAAAGCCUGCAGUGUCAGUCCUUAAAUCAAAGCUUAAGCAAGCUGUAACUUGCUCUGUGCCCAGAAUCCGAUCCACCCUGUCGGGGUUCUUCCCUGUGAUGCGCUGGUUGCCUAAAUACAACGUUAAAGAGUAUGUCUGGGGUGAUGUGAUGUCUGGGAUGAUUGUAGGUAUCAUCUUGGUACCACAGGCCAUUGCUUACUGCCUGCUGGCAGGGGUGGAGCCCAUCUAUGGCCUAUACACCUCGUUUUAUGCUAACAUCAUCUACUUCCUCAUGGGGACAUCCAGGCAUGUGUCUGUAGGCAUCUUCAGCCUCAUGAGCCUCAUGAUUGGACAGGUGGUGGAUAGGGAGGUGUUCCGGGCAGGUUUUGACCUCAAUGAGGACUCAGCAGUGUCUAAUAUUGAUGUCCUUAAUGAUACAGUGGGCAUAAACCUCACAGUCACUAAAGUUCACACUGUGGAGUUAAUGGGUAUGCAGUGUGGGAAGGAGUGUUACGCCAUCAGCAUUGCUGUUGCUGUUACAUUCCUGGCCGGUGUCUACCAGGUUUUGAUGGCAGUGUUUCGACUGGGAUUUGUCUCAGUUUACCUUUCGGCUCCCAUGCUUGAUGGCUUUGCCACCGGAGCGUCCUUCACCAUCCUGACCGUGCAGGCUAAAUACCUCCUGGGUCUAAAGAUUCCACGUCACCAGGGCUAUGGCACAGUAGUCGUUACCUGGGUCAACAUCUUCUCUAACAUUCACAAGACCAACCUGUGUGACCUCAUCACUAGUGCCAUCUGUAUCUCAAUAUUAGUGGCAGCAAAAGAGAUUCAGGAACGCUAUAAGGAUCGUCUGAAGAUGCCUCUACCCACUGAGCUUGUAGUAGUGGCCGGAGCUACACUGGCCAGUCAUUUUGGAGAGCUGAACAGCCGUUAUGGCUCUAGCGUUUCUGGUCACAUCCCCACAGGGUUCAUGCCUCCCCAGCUGCCCGGCUUUAGUCUGAUGUCCCGUGUGGUGCUGGAUGCCAUUCCUUUGGCAGUCAUUAGUUUUGCCUUCACGGUGUCUUUGUCUGAAAUGUUUGCUAAGAAACAUGGCUACACCGUUCGUCCCAACCAGGAGAUGCUGGCUAUCGGCUUCUGUAAUAUCAUUCCCUCCUUCUUCCACUCAUUCACCACCAGUGCAGCACUGGCAAAAACAAUGGUGAAGGACUCAACUGGCUGCAAGACACAGGUAUCAAGUCUGAUCAGUGCCCUGGUAGUCCUCCUUGUCCUCCUCUUCUUUGCACCUUUCUUCCAAGCUCUCCAGAAAUGCGUGCUUGCUUGUAUCAUAAUUGUUAGCCUUCGGGGGGCACUGAGAAAGUUCAGGGAUGUUCCGGCUAAGUGGCGUGCGAGCCGAAAUGACGCCAUCGUUUGGCUGGUUGCCAUGUCAGCCACGGCUCUGAUCAGUGUGGAGCUGGGCCUCCUUGUAGGAAUAAUCUUUUCCAUGAUCUGCUUCAUCUUUAGGACUCAAAAUCCAAAGGUCUCCCUCCUGGGCCGGGUUGAUGACUCCGAUUUUUACGAGGACUUGGAAGAGUAUAAGAACCUUGUGGCACCAUCUCGGGUUCAGAUUUUUCGCUUCCAGGCUCCUUUGUACUACGCCAAUAAGGAGACUUUUCUCAAGUCUCUCUACAAAGCUGUCGGAGUCGAACCCUUCUUGGAGCUGACCAAAAGGAAAAAGGCAGAGAAGAAGGCCAAAGAUGCAUCUGCGAAGCAGGCCAAGGCGAACGGAGAGAAAAACAAUGGAGAUGUUGUAGUGAGACUGGUCCAAAGAGAACUGGAGUUCCACACAAUAGUUUUAGACUGUUCUGCAAUCCCUUUCAUAGAUUCAGCAGGCUUGGCUGCUUUUCUAGGGCUGGUCAAGGAAUAUAAAGGGAUUGGUGUGAGUGUACUCCUUGCCUGUUGUAACACCUCACUCAUUGAUACCCUGCAGAAGGGAAAAUUGUUUGGUAAGAAUGACGAAGACAUGGGCAGCCUUCUGUUUCACACAGUUCACGCUGCUGUUGUCCAUGCUAACAGGGCAGCUGCAGCCGCAGAGAGCAGGUCAGAGGACUCUGAGGUGUAGGUGAGCCAGAGGAGAAAGAGAAAAGAGAAAAUAUGUGCCCGGUUCGUUCCUCUGUUUGAUUUCCCACUGGUAUUGUGAAAAAAUGCUUAGGCAGUAUCAGUUUGGGCAUUAAAUGCUUUUUUGUAACCCUUCUUUUUAGAAAACAGUGGAAAAGAUAUUUUUUAAGCUUUGUGCCUAUUGAAUUUGAUCCAAAGCCUUCUGUUUCAAAGAUAUAAAGAAAUGGAUUCAAGUUGGCAAUGAGUUACGCGAGCCAGAGCAAAUGAACAAUAUGAUGAAGACACAUAUCCACUAAUAAACCAAUGAGAGAGAAAUGGCUUAAAAUAUAACAAAUGUUCUGCUUUUAAAAGUAAAAAAAACAGUUAAGGUAUGAAAUCCGACUUUGCUACAUGCAUUUUUAAAAUCCUUUUAAAGUGUACUUCAUUACUUAAUUUUUUCCAAGUAAGAUGAAGAAAAUUGUGAAAUUAAUGGUUCAAAAAGAGCUGCAGUAGGUGUUCUCAGUCAGUAGCAGUCAGUUUUGUUUUGUUCUGUCAUGAAGUUUCCUCUUUGCAGGAAAAGGAAAUGAGCUGGAGGAGUAGCGACACAAACAAACACAUAGCUUUUAAACUUUUCAGUGCUAACGACUGAAUAUAGACUUUUGCAAUUAGUGUUCAGACAACAGUUUUACAUAGUCUAGAGUUAAGUGAACCUGAAUGUUUUUCAGGAGCUACCCCUGAAAAAGCAUUAGUGACAUCAGUAAAUAAGUUGUAAUAGCAGAGUAAGCACUGAUGAACUCUGAAUCUCUGCAUGCUUGCCUGUAGUGCAUAACUGGAUGGAUGUUUGUUUGUUUUUAUUUUAUUUUUUUUUACCUUUUUUUUCAUUCCCAAGCUAGUUUCCACUCAGUUUCUGACUAAUGCUCUGUGUGCAGUUUAAAUACAACACACAUGUGCCACAAUAUGAAAGUAUUGUUUAUUGCAAUGAAAGAUAAGUCAGUUCAGUUUAUAUACCUUGAACCUCUUGGCCAAAGUCCGUAAUGGCUUUAACCCGGGGUUGUAGAAUCCAGAUUUAGAGAUUCAUCUUAGUGCCAGCUAUUACCUUGGACGUUAAAUCAUUCGUAAAAGGCUGGUUAAAGUUUUCCUGACACCAGGAAGGAAAGUUAUACAUGACACACGAGGACUAUGUGCUUUUCUCACUAUGAGCUAGGUGAGGGCUCAUUACAACAUGCUAGUACUAUUGGACUGUUCCAAUGGCCCAAAUGGGGGAAAAAAGCAUGGACAAAAAUAGUAACAUAUGAUUAAGAUGUAUAUGGGGACUUUGCUCAGGUGAAAAUUAAAACAAAAACUGGUGCUUUGAAUCGACGGCAACAGGGUGAUACCAUAAACGUGGACUGAUUCACUGCCAUUGAUUGUUAAAUUCUGACUCUUGUAUCUUUGCUAAACCACAAUUUUUCUUGAUCUCCUUAAAUCUCUUGGGACCGAGUGUUUUAUUUUAAAAUUUAAAAAAUAAUAAUAACUGAGACUACCUAUAUCAAUAAAAAAAUGAUAUGUUAGGCUCAAGUGUUGAAAAACUGUCACGGUAAUAUGAUGCGGACAUGAGACAACUGUAAAUUUAGAAAAUCAUUAUUUUCAUACAUUUAUGUUGUCAUCUACCAUUUCUAAGAUUUUUUUAAAAAAAAACUGGAAUCGUGAUAGUGACUUUUGUUUUUAGCAGGAGUUUCCUUGAUUCUCCACUUAGAGACAGAGUUGACGUUCAACAUCAUCAAAUGUUUUUUUAAUGUUUAACACUUAAAUUAAACUGUGUCUUUAGAGAAACACCUGUGGGUGUGAUUUAUUAUCACAAUUACUAAUAUUAUUGUUAAUUAAAAUUGGUUAACAAACAAAAGAAUGUCAUAUAAAGAGAGACUACUUAUCAUUUUGAUAGAAAAACAUGCAUUCAACCUACAAUGGCCAGUACUUUAUACUUCGUAAUUGAGAAACAUUAUUCUGAAAUUGUUUCACAUUAUAAAAAUGCAGCUUUUUGCAGAUUGGUGUUUGUGAGAAGCUCUGCCUCUCUAACAUGCUUCUGUUUAAACCCAAUCAUGUUACUGACCUGUUACAGAACACCCUUAAUUGGAAAAUAUUCCUCCAGGUUUUUUUUUUUUCCUUUUUAAUACUUUAGCACUUACUUUUCAACCCUUUUGUUGCCCCUGUCUUUUUUGAGAUGUGUUGCUGCCAUCAAAUUCAAAAUGAGGUAAUA
Molecule: messenger RNA, 4563 nt
Organism: Pelmatolapia mariae (spotted tilapia)
Lineage: Eukaryota; Metazoa; Chordata; Actinopteri; Cichliformes; Cichlidae
Gene: slc26a1
Product: solute carrier family 26 member 1
Exons: 8
Coding region: 205-2352 (715 amino acids)
Biological process (GO): transmembrane transport
Cellular component (GO): plasma membrane
Molecular function (GO): oxalate transmembrane transporter activity; chloride transmembrane transporter activity; bicarbonate transmembrane transporter activity
Source: RefSeq, a predicted model, not a curated record